CUCACAGCAAGAGCUUUGGGUGCUGGUUCCUGCCACAGCCCAGAGAACAUUUAGAAGGUAGAAGAUCCACCUUCAACUUAAGACAUUUGGUCUUUUUAUGAGAAGACAUGAAGAGAAUGUUCCAGAUUGUACUGGGGAUUCAUCUCAGAGCCUUUUGAUUGCUAGGCUAAGACACUAGGUUGGCAAUACCAACGUUACAUAGGUAUUAAGACAAGAACAGGAAACAACACUUGAAAAGACUUUACAGAUGGCACCAGCCUAUCGUCUGCAGUGCACCAAUCAUUGGUUCUAUCUCAGGAUUAAGGCCACGUUAUUCCCCAAUAUUUUUAUGGAACCUGAUGAAGUGUUUUUAGGAAUCGGCUGUCCCGUGAACACCGUCUGGCCAAACGAUGUCUAUGACUUUACCUACCGUACUUACUCCUGCGGCAUUGUCAAUAAAGUUCUUGGUGAUGUCACUCUGCUUCAGACUAAACUUACAUAUAUCUCAAAAAACUCUACUGCACGAGCUGAGAUGCUUCUGUCCUGUGUGAUGCACAGUCGGUAUCCUCUUUUCUGUGAAGCUGAGAGUAAAGGAGAUUUCACUGGCAAUCCUCCUGCAUGGGAAGUAGAUAUGACAAUGCCCAGAAAUGAGCAAGCUGCUCCUGCAGUUCCACCAAACUUUUCUACAUCAAGUGAAGAGCCCCAGGGCUCUAGAACCAUCAAGCUUCAGCCUGCUGAAGAAUCUAGCUUCAUGGAUCAGAAGUUGUCACUUCUCCAUUUCUCCAGAGUGCACACAGUUUGAUGUCUUCUCUCAUCCAUUUUUUUAAAAGUGACUAAUUUGCAAUAAAAUGAUGUGCUAUCUUCAUAUAUUAUCAUUUUUAAAAGAUGUUCCUGCUUUUAGCUUAUCGAAUCUGAUUAAUGAAUAAAAAUUUUCCAUUAA
Molecule: messenger RNA, 919 nt
Organism: Peromyscus leucopus (white-footed mouse)
Lineage: Eukaryota; Metazoa; Chordata; Mammalia; Rodentia; Cricetidae
Product: oocyte-secreted protein 1-like
Exons: 8
Coding region: 248-781 (177 amino acids)
Source: RefSeq, a predicted model, not a curated record